GUUGAAAAAAUGGGCAAAAAGGGCCGGAGUCUGGAAAGAGUCUGAGCUGAUGGCAGAUCUGUGCGGUGGAUCAGCAUCGCGCCAGCGGGUUUUUGCAAAAUCUCCUCUUCUUCUGCGGGAAUGAGAGCGGAAAGCUGCGCUGGAGGGACAAAGUUCAGCUUGAGCAGAACUCUUGUGAGGGAGCAGCCUAAAAUGUGGAUGAACUGACAUUUCCUCCUCCACCAGGGCUGAUUACUCAACUUAAAACACCGAGCAAAGCGUCGCUCCCCUUGGAAAAAAAUGGCCGUCCGUGGCAACUCGCUGAUGCCUUUUUCCAUCCAGGCCAUCCUGAACAAAAAGGACAGCAGCAGACACUUACCAGAGCUGGACGUAUGCUUCUCCAAAGCGGCGUGUUGGAAAAUAUUCGGAGAGAUGAACGACGAAUCCGGGAGGACCGACGAUGCGUCCUGUGUGCGGACAGAGCAGAAAAGCUACGACUCGGACUCCGGACUCAGCGACGACAACGACGGAAAGACUCCGGCCAUGCGCAAGCCGGAGAGGGACGGCGAGCCGGGGUCAGAUGUGCCAGAGGAGAGCCUGCAGGAGGAGACGGACCAUGAGUCUGCGGCUGCGGAGAAUGCAAAGAGUGACAGUGAGCCCAACAAUACUACGGACUCCAGUAACCCAGACGAGAAGAACCUGGAGCAGCCCAAGCAGCGGAAGAAGCGCUCCAGAGCCGCCUUCUCCCACGCACAGGUCUUCGAGCUGGAGCGCCGCUUCAACCACCAGCGGUACCUCUCCGGGCCCGAGCGGGCGGACCUGGCGGCCUCCCUGAAACUGACAGAGACACAGGUCAAGAUCUGGUUCCAGAACCGCCGCUACAAGACGAAACGCCGGCAGAUGGCCGCAGACUUGAUGACAUCCACCCCGGCGGCCAAAAAGGUAGCGGUGAAGGUUCUAGUGCGGGACGACCAGAGACAGUACGGCCCCGGGGAGAUCCUGCGGCCCCCGCUGCUCUCCCUACAGCCUUCUUACUACUACCCGUACGCGUACUGCCUCCCUGCGUGGACACUGUCUGCGUGUGCGGGGAAUCAGUGAGAACCCUGAGACUUUUAUUUAUUAUUCAUUUGUUUGCUUCUCUUCCCGGGAACCAACAUAACUUUACGUUUUUUUUUUGUUUUGUUUUUUUGACAAGAAGAAGAGCCCUGAGGGGAAAGUUAAUGAGCUCUGCAUCCCUGAUUUGUCAUUGGGUUGUUCCUAGACUUUUUUACACUCUCAAAUACUUUAAAUAAUAUGUUAGUAAGAGUCUGUGUCUGAUCUGCAGAUGUACUUAUAAACUAUCUGGAAUGAUAUAAAAAACUGAUUUAUGUCAUUUUAUCUCGAUGCUGGGACCCCCUCAAGAACCCUACAGACUUAAAAUGACACCUUAUAUGAUUUUACAUGCGCCUUCCUACCUCUGCAGUGAUUGGAAAUAGAUAUAUUCCAUUGACAUUUUUUAAAACGAGCAACUCUCUGUUAGAGAUUGUGUUUGGGUUUUUUUUUAUUAAUUUUUUGCUGUGUUUGUAAAGGUAAGAUAUUUAAGCACUUUUGAGCAUAUAUGUCAUUUUUCUUCGUGUAAAAUGCAUGCAGCGCGCAUGUGCGGGUUCGGACUUAAAAGAAGGGCUUGUUGGGCCUGAGAGUGGCGCGAAGCGACUUCUGACUGAAAUUUGCAUGUUUUUGUGUUGAAUGGUUGUUUAGAUCGAAUAACAUUAAAACAUAUCAGGCAUUAAUUAUUGGAUCUGGAUGCGAUUUUUUUUUGUUUUGCGUUCUUUUACUGGGAACAACGUAGAAAACAAGGAUGUUUUCCAACAUUUUGGAGCGUUAUUCCAUUUUUACGCACACAUUAAUUUGCAAAGUGGUCAGGUAAAAUGUAGGCAUGAUCAGUAAUACUAAUUACCAGUUCUCUACAUUGUAUUCUUUAGUUUAUUCUAUACCCAUCUGCAGUGAUCAGGGAAUUGAACUGAUUUGGUUAAAUCAUUUCCAUGCCUUGAACUGGUUUUUCUGUUUCCUCCAGGGGAAACUCCCGGGGCUUGAUAUUAAAAACAAAACAAAAACAAUGAUUUACUUAGUAAAUAAAGUGUAAUUUUAUUUCACUCUCUCGUCUCUUUACAACAUAAUCCGUCAGAUAUUUUAUUUCACCUGAGCCAUGGUAGCUUUCCUCCUGCCACACCAUGAUGAAUAGCUCUGUAAUUCCUGCACAGGCCGAACUGACAGCUACCUUUACGGCUCUAUGUCAUCACAAGCAGAGGAGUAUUCCGGGGUUAAGGAGGCCCAUGUCACUUCACCUACAUUUAAGAACAAAGAAUAGGUUUCUCGUUUUGCCCUUUGAGCGGUUUUCCCCCUCCUUUAUGCUAAAGAAACGCUCAAAUGCCUCUUUCUUCGCGGAUUGAGGUUUUUAUAUUGGAACUGAAAUAUUGCAGGAGUCGCGUAGGCUUGUUGUUCCGAGUAUAUUUACAGCCUGGGUGUUAAGUUGAGGUCAGAAGGGAGCUGCCGUGCGUGCAAUACUCCCUCAUCUUUGACCUUGUAAAGGCUUAUUCAAUCCCCUACUUGAGAACAUUGGACUGCAAAUCAGUCAAAACGUACUGAAAUCCACUUAAUAUUGUCUGCUUCAGAUGGCUGCGUAUCAACCGUUUCCCUUCAUUUUUGUUGCGCAACAGUCUUACACACCGCUGAUCUGUUAGAUGUCGGCAUGCGAUCCAAAGCAGCCAACGCAUCCUUGGUUGCUUCGGAUUUCGAAACGACACACAGUGAUGAUAGUGACGAGUGGACCGUCCCACAUAUACCAUGUAUAUGUACCUGCAUGUCUACAUAUAUGAUACAGAGGGACAUAUAGGAGCUGGUAUUCCUUUCAUCCUUGUAUUUAGGAGGGAAACAUCCCUAUUGGCGUCCAUCAUCCUGUCUCCCCAUUAUUUCUUUAUUGCGUAGACGCACAAUAAUAGCCCAAUUUGGGCGAUAAAUGAGCAAAUACUCUU
Molecule: messenger RNA, 2990 nt
Organism: Poecilia latipinna (sailfin molly)
Lineage: Eukaryota; Metazoa; Chordata; Actinopteri; Cyprinodontiformes; Poeciliidae
Gene: nkx3-2
Product: NK3 homeobox 2
Exons: 2
Coding region: 280-1077 (265 amino acids)
Biological process (GO): regulation of transcription by RNA polymerase II; cell differentiation
Cellular component (GO): nucleus
Molecular function (GO): DNA-binding transcription factor activity, RNA polymerase II-specific; RNA polymerase II cis-regulatory region sequence-specific DNA binding
Source: RefSeq, a predicted model, not a curated record